UGGCGCGCCUGCGCGCUGCCGUCCGCCCCUCGCCGUGAGAAGGAGGAGGUGGAGGAGGAGGCGGCUGGGGAGAGCGAGCAGCGAGCUGGAUCGCAGAGAGCGGAGCGCGAGUGAGGGAGCCGAGCCGCCCGCCGCCCGCCGCCCCCCGCCGCCGCCGCCGCUGCCGCCGCCGCCUCCCCUCCGUAAGCAGGAGCCCCGGCCGGGGCCCGGCGCGCCGCCCCAGCCCCGCCCUCGUCGUCAGGCCGCGAGGGCAGCGCGAGCGAGCGAGGGGGAGGGCGAGCGAGCGAGCGCCGGGAGGAGGCGGCCGGACCGACGAGCGCCCGCGCGUGUGGCGUGAGGGGAGGCCGCCUGCCCGCCCCCUUCGCCUUCCCUGCUCUCCCCCUCCCCGCUCCCCCCCCGACCGCGGCACAGCACCAUGUCGGCGCCGGCGGCCAAAGUCAGUAAAAAGGAGCUCAACUCCAACCACGACGGGGCCGACGAGACCUCAGAAAAAGAACAGCAAGAAGCAAUUGAACAUAUUGAUGAAGUACAAAAUGAAAUAGACAGACUUAAUGAACAAGCCAGUGAGGAGAUCUUGAAAGUAGAACAGAAAUAUAAUAAACUCCGCCAACCAUUUUUUCAGAAGAGGUCAGAAUUGAUCGCCAAAAUCCCAAAUUUUUGGGUAACAACAUUCGUCAACCAUCCGCAAGUGUCUGCACUGCUUGGGGAGGAAGAUGAAGAGGCGCUGCAUUAUUUGACCAGAGUUGAAGUGACAGAAUUUGAAGAUAUUAAAUCAGGUUACAGAAUAGAUUUUUAUUUUGAUGAAAAUCCUUAUUUCGAAAAUAAAGUUCUUUCCAAAGAAUUUCAUCUGAAUGAGAGUGGUGAUCCAUCUUCAAAGUCCACUGAAAUCAAAUGGAAAUCUGGAAAGGAUUUGACGAAACGUUCAAGUCAAACACAGAAUAAAGCCAGCAGGAAGAGGCAGCAUGAGGAACCAGAGAGCUUCUUUACCUGGUUUACUGACCAUUCUGAUGCAGGUGCAGAUGAGUUAGGAGAAGUCAUCAAAGAUGAUAUUUGGCCAAAUCCGUUACAGUACUACUUGGUUCCUGAUAUGGAUGAUGAAGAAGGGGAAGGAGAAGAAGAUGAUGAUGAUGAUGAAGAAGAAGAAGGAUUGGAAGAUAUUGAUGAAGAAGGGGAUGAGGAUGAAGGUGAAGAAGAUGAAGAUGAUGAUGAAGGGGAGGAAGGAGAGGAGGAUGAAGGAGAAGAUGACUAAUAGAACACUGAUGGAUUCCAACCUUCCUUUUUUUUUUUUUUUUUUUUUUUAAAUUUUCUCCAGUCUCUGGGAGCAAGUUGCAGUCCCUUUUUUCCCCCCCAUUUUUCCCCCCUCUUGUGCUCAGUCGCCCUGUUCUUGAGGUCUCUUUUCUCUACACCAUGGUUCUCAACUUGCUGGGGGGAAAUGCCUUGAGCAGAAUACAAUGGGAAAAGAAUCUCUACCCCUUUAUGUUCCAAAUUCAUUUUUAUCCCUUCCUGUCUCCACAAAAACUGUAUGGAAUCACCACCACCGUGCUCUGUGGGAAAAAAGAAAAACCUUCUGCUCCCUUCGCUCUGCUGGAAGCUGGAGGGUGCUAGGCCCCUGUGUAGUAGUGCAUAGAAUUCUAGCUUUUUUCCUCCUUUCUCUGUAUAUUGGGCUCAGAGAUUACACUGUGUCUCUAUGUGAAUAUGGACAGUUAGCAUUUACCAACAUGUAUCUGUCUACUUUCUCUUGUUUAAAAAAACAAAAAAAAAAAAUUUAAAAAAAUGGGGUUAUAGAAGGUCAGCAAAGGGUGGGUUUGAGAUGUUUGGGUGGGUUAAGUGGGCAUUUUGACAACAUGGCUUCUCCUUUGGCAUGUUUAAUUGUGAUGUUUAACGGACAUCCUUGCAGCUUAAGAUGACACUUUUAAAAUAAAAUUCUCUCCUAAUGAUGACUUGAGCCCUUCCACUCAAUGGGAGAAUCAGCAGAACCUGUAGGAUCUUAUUUGGAAUUGACAUUCUCUAUUGUAAUUUUGUUCUGUUUAUUUUUAAAUUUUCUUUUUGUUUCACUGGAAAGGAAAAGAUGAUGCUCAGUUUUAAACGUUAAAAGUGUACAAGUUGCUUUGUUACAAUAAAACUAAAUGUGUACACAAAGGAUUUGAUGCUUUUCUCUCAGAAUAGAUAAUAUGACCUUUCAAGGUUGAUUUGUGUAACGUCAUCAUCAAACUUUGUCACCCUAACUUUGUGUUUUUUGAUAUGCACUUUGCAGGAUGACCUCAGGAUUAUGUGGAUUGAGUAAAGGGAUCUGAAUCAUGUAUUAAUGUCUCCAUAGAAAUAACUACAUCGUUUGGGAAACCAGAUUGCUCAAAACUGAGUUCUAAAUUCUUGUUCUGUUGACUUAUCUCAAAUUGGCAAAUUUUAAAAUGGGUCUUUACUUGGAUAUAAUAAUAGUGCCUGCCACCACCAUCAAAUAGACCUGGUGCUCUAAUGCCAAGUUAUAUAUGGGACAGUUGCUGGCAUGUGUUCAUUGGCACUAUAAAAUGUAGCCAAGCAGGUAGGCUUUCAGAUUAAGACCUUGGUUAGGAGUACUUUUUUUGUCUAGCAUAAAGCUUUCUUAAACGUAAUUGUUGGUGAAUCUGGGUGGGAUGAUGGACUCUUGUCUGCUCAAUGCCGUUGUGCAGAGAAGCUACCUAAAUGCAUAAGCUUUUUAAUGCUGUAAAAUACAGUAACAAAUGCCACUUUUUCAGAGGUGGAUUAAUGGACAGUCUGGUCAAAUUAAAAGCUUUUUGAUGUAUAAAACUUUAUAAAUGGAACUAUUCCAUCAAUAGGUGAAGUGUAACAAAAACCUGUCUCGAUGGAUAGUAUGUAAUUUCUGCACAGGUCUCUGUUUAGUAAAUACAUCACUGUAUACUGGUCAGGAAUCUUGCUCCAAUAAAGGAACAUAAAGAUUU
This is a messenger RNA of Cynocephalus volans (Philippine flying lemur), 2936 nucleotides long. RefSeq names its product SET nuclear proto-oncogene (gene SET). NCBI's taxonomy places the organism in Eukaryota, Metazoa, Chordata, Mammalia, Dermoptera, Cynocephalidae. Gene Ontology annotation, biological process: nucleosome assembly. Gene Ontology annotation, cellular component: nucleus; chromatin. Gene Ontology annotation, molecular function: histone binding; chromatin binding. The transcript has 8 exons. The record is from RefSeq and is a predicted model, not a curated record. Bases 416 to 1249 code for a protein of 277 amino acids.